GACGUCACGGCACCGCCUUCCGGUGACUGAGUGGAGCUGAGGGUGUUGUGGGCUGGGGGGCGCCAUGGGGGAGACUGGCGACGCCGAACAGCCGCGAGGCCCAGGCGGGGCGGAACGGGGCGGCCUGGAGCUGGGCGACGUGGGCGCGGCGGGGCCGCCGGUUCUCACGAACCCUUGGAACAUAAUGAUAAAGCACCGGCAGGUGCAGAGAAGGGGCCGUCGCUCUCAGAUGACCACAAGUUUCACAGAUCCUGCCAUCUCUAUGGAUCUCCUCCGUGCUGUCUUGCAGCCUAGUAUCAAUGAGGAGAUCCAGACUGUCUUCAACAAGUACAUGAAGUUCUUCCAGAAGGCAGCAUUAAAUGUACGAGACAAUGUGGGGGAAGAGGUGGACGCAGAACAGCUGAUCCAAGAGGCCUGUCGGAGCUGCCUGGAGCAGGCAAAACUACUGUUUUCAGAUGGAGAGAAAGUAAUACCCAGAUUGACACAUGAACUUCCAGGGAUAAAGCGUGGCCGACAAGCAGAAGAGGAAUCCCACCGAGGAAGCCCCACUCCCAAAAAGAGGAAAGGUCGGCCUCCUGGACACCUCCUGUCAAAUGACCGGGCAGCCACUGGCAUGGUAUGGAAACCAAAAUCCUGUGAGCCAAUUCGCCGAGAAGGCCCCAAGUGGGACCCAGCUCGGUUGAAUGAGUCUACCACCUUUGUAUUGGGAUCUCGAGCCAACAAGGCUCUAGGGAUGGGAGGUACCAGAGGGAGAAUCUACAUCAAGCACCCACACCUCUUUAAGUAUGCAGCUGACCCCCAGGACAAGCACUGGCUGGCUGAGCAGCAUCAUAUGCGGGCAACAGGGGGAAAGAUGGCCUACCUUCUCAUCGAGGAGGACAUCCGAGACCUGGCUGCCAGCGAUGACUACAGAGGGUGCCUGGACCUGAAGUUGGAGGAGCUGAAAUCCUUUGUCCUCCCCUCCUGGAUGGUAGAGAAGAUGAAAAAGUACAUGGAGACGCUGCGGACAGAGAAUGAGCAUCGCACUGCUGAAGCACCUCCACAGACCUGAGCAGAUCUCCUGGCGACACUCAGCAGCCUGCCUCCAAGACCCUCUUCCCCACCUGGCUGAGGCCACCAUGGGGACUGUGCCUAGAUGGAUCUUAGCAGGUUUAAGCUGUGCAUGAGCUAGUUUGUGGUGACUCGCUGCAGAACACCCGACUGGCAUGUGGUUCUCUAUUUGUAAAGUUAUUGGGAUAAGAAGCAAUUAAACAGUUUGUAAUAAACACAGAUGGUGA
Molecule: messenger RNA, 1277 nt
Organism: Nannospalax galili (Upper Galilee mountains blind mole rat)
Lineage: Eukaryota; Metazoa; Chordata; Mammalia; Rodentia; Spalacidae
Gene: Dnttip1
Product: deoxynucleotidyltransferase terminal interacting protein 1
Exons: 13
Coding region: 65-1051 (328 amino acids)
Cellular component (GO): nucleus
Molecular function (GO): nucleosome binding; DNA binding
Source: RefSeq, a predicted model, not a curated record